AACGUCGUCGUAAGCUUCUCUCUUUUAUGUGCGGGUUAUUUGUGUAGGCAAGUGUAGAUUCACCUAACAGAGCCGGGAAAAAUGACCCUUAUAUCCUCUACAAUUCAAAGAGAUAGAUCGGAGGUUUUAUCGGAAAAAAAAGAUGAUCUGGUAAAAACAAUUAAAUGUUAGAUUAGGAAUGAUUAGAUAUAGUCACUUUAGAUAGAUCAUGGGAGAGAGAGACCAGGGGGAUCUUCGGUGUUCUUUCACACAGCUAGUCAUACCUCACCACUGCUCUAAUUAAGAAAGAAACUUGACGGUGUUACAAUAUUGAAAUUACGAGUUACUGUGUAUGUUUAAAGAAUAAACAAGAAGAACAGUUUGAUCACGGAUAGUACUCGUGAAGAGUCUUCUGUUGGUAAUAUUAUUAAUGUAAUAUAAAGCAUCUCGAACUCUAUAGUUAUUUGCUGGUUGACAUAAAAUGUAGCAUAAUCUAACUACCAGUUCUAUAUUAAUUUGUUGAUGAUAAGACCGUGAUACAAGGAACUACAAGGAGUGCCUUACAUACCUGUUUACAAGAGUAACGUGAUACAAGGAACUACAAGGAGUGCCUAACAUACCUGUUUACAAGAGUAACGUGAUACAAGGAACUACAAGGAGUGCCCAACAUACCUGUUUACAAGAGUAACGUGAUACAGGAAAUAACUCUUCUGUAUACCUGUUAGAGACACAGGCUUAAUAACCACCACCAUGGCAUUCAGAGCACUGACUAAAAUAAAAGUUAAGGUAGAUGUGAAGCCUGUGAUGGAAAAUUUGGUAUUUCGUCUACAUUACCGCUACACCUACAUUAUUUACAUGGUGUGUAUGAUCCUCUCUACCCUCUACGGUAUUAUAGGAAAAAAGAUUGAUUGCAUGGGUGGAGUGUCGUCGGCAUCCUACAUGAAGGUGGUCAACAAUUAUUGUUUUAUUAUGGGCACCUUCACGGUGGAUAGGCUUCACGACGUCAAGAUAGGUGCAGAAGCUCCCCACCCUGGGAUAGGUCCUGUACUGCCAGGUGAAACUAUCACCUACCACACCUACUACCAAUGGGUUCCUUUUGUCCUUUUCAUCCAGGGGGCGAUGUUUUACGUGCCUCACUGGCUAUGGAAGAUGUGGGAAGGUGGACUUUUUAAACAAGCCAUACAAGACCUGGCCAUCCGUGACUACCUGGGCUCAAAUCUCAAAAAUUACUUCAGUCGAGAAGACAUGUACCGCACCUUAUCGAGAUACAUCCUUCACUACAUGGGAAGACACGAGUCAUGGGCACACAAGUUCUUCUUCUGUGAGUUCCUCAACCUGUUAGUGGUGGUAGCUACCUUGUUCUUCACUAACUGGUUCCUAGGCGGCGAGUUCUUCACCUAUGGAGUCAACAUGCUUGAAGUAGUCGGGUUGGACCCGGAGAACCGGACGGACCCUAUGUCUUACAUCUUCCCUAAGAUGGCAAAGUGUGUUUUCAGGAGCUUCGGUGCCUCGGGAACCAUCCAAGUACGGGACGUUAUGUGCCUCAUAGCUACUAACAUCAUCAACGAGAAGAUUUAUAUCUUCCUGUGGGUAUGGUUAGUGUUGCUGACCAGUGUCACUUCUCUGUGGCUCGUCUUCCGACUCCUCACCGUCUCCAUACCCUUCUUCAGACACUUCCUCCUGAAGUUACACACGAACGAGAAAGCAAGAAUACAAGUGAGUCGAGUGAUGGAGCACUGUUCUUUGAGUGAGUGGUUCCUCUUGCUCAGCUUAGCACAGAACAUGGAGACCAGUGUCUUCAGUGAGUUCCUCACCCGCUUCGCUACAGAACUGACAGCUUCCCCGGACACUAAACCCAUCAACAACAGCAAGGAGGAGUUUUGAGAACAACCUAACAGGGGCUUGUUAUACUUCAAUGGGUUACGAGAAAUGUAUCAUUUCAUAACUAAAUUUGAAGAAAUUAUUUCUCGCAUUACCUCCAGCAAAUUUGAAUACGUUCAUUGAGUUUUUGGUGGGUAAAUUUCGAUAAAUUAAUUUAUUGGAUAUUACAAAUAAUUUUUGAAAAUAAAGAAAAGUGACAAUACUAAGGGUGGAACAAGUCACUAAUAACCGGCGUUUGGGCACAGAAAGCAAAGGUGAUAUCAAGUAAUUACGUAGUACCGAAUGGAGAAUUCUGUUUGAUGUGUCAGGGUCGUUAUGACCUUCAUGUAUUAAGUGUGAAUGGUGUCAAGAUUAUAGUUUUAAGACCGUGAAGAGCUUUAGGGCUUAUGUAGAGUGUGCGUUUAUAGCCUUUAUUGGGCAUAUUUCAUGUGCGAUAAUUGUAUCGCAAUGAGAGGUUAUUAAAUUAUGUUUGUGUUGAGUGUUGUGGGUUUUUAGCGAGUGUACUGUCUUUAUUUUAACAUUAUAUAAUGUGCUCAUCCAGUUGCUGCGAGAUGGAACGCUAAUGACUUCCAUAAAUUGUAAUGCCUCGUUAAUAAGUUUGUAAUGGGACAGUAUG
Molecule: messenger RNA, 2476 nt
Organism: Cherax quadricarinatus
Lineage: Eukaryota; Metazoa; Arthropoda; Malacostraca; Decapoda; Parastacidae
Product: innexin inx2-like
Biological process (GO): phototransduction
Cellular component (GO): gap junction; plasma membrane
Molecular function (GO): gap junction channel activity
Source: RefSeq, a predicted model, not a curated record